Arabis nemorensis is the source of this 180-nucleotide messenger RNA. NCBI's taxonomy places the organism in Eukaryota, Viridiplantae, Streptophyta, Magnoliopsida, Brassicales, Brassicaceae. The record is from the annotation of a GenBank genome assembly.
AUGACGACAGUCGAAUCGCCGGAAUCGCCAUCGGAAGAGGAGAAGAGAGAGAGACGAGGAGAUGCAGUCUCGACACGGAGGAGCAAGAGGCAAGAACACGACGACGACAGACCAAUCGCCAUUGGAAUCGCCGUUAAUUGCCAUGGAGAAGAGGAAUCGAGAGAGAGAAGUCGUUUGUGA